UCUUGGACACGGGGAAGCUCUCUCUGGCUCGGUGCUAUCAAGAUGAUGUCGAAGAUGGUCACGAUGGUCGUGCUCGCCCUCGUCGCGGUGUGCGUCGUGCAGGCUACUCCGGACUACACUGGGGGCUAUGGCGGGGACUACCGAGGCUAUGGUGGGGGCUACGGAGGCUAUAACAGAGGCUACGGAGGCUAUGGUGGGAGCUACGGAGGCUAUGACGGAGGCUACGGAGGCUAUGGUGGGGGCUACGGAGGCUAUGACGGAGGCUACGGAGGCUAUGGUGGGAGCUACGGAGGCUAUGACGGAGGCUACGGAGGUUAUGACGGAGGCUACCGAGGCUAUGGUAGUUAUGGUGGGGGCUUCAGCAGAGGCUCCGGAAGCUAUGGUGGCGGUUAUGGUGGGCGACUCCUGGGAUAUGGAGGAUAUGGUUACGGCAAGUAAAUGGCUCUUCUCCAAACCUUGAACUGGGAAAUAUGAAGGAAAUUCGAAACUUGUAGAUUGUACCAAUUAAUAUUUGUUCAGAAAGUUAGAUGUAAUAAAAUCUGUAUUUUUG
Molecule: messenger RNA, 550 nt
Organism: Penaeus indicus
Lineage: Eukaryota; Metazoa; Arthropoda; Malacostraca; Decapoda; Penaeidae
Product: neuropeptide-like protein 31
Exons: 3
Coding region: 43-438 (131 amino acids)
Source: RefSeq, a predicted model, not a curated record